This is a messenger RNA of Condylostylus longicornis, 1040 nucleotides long. RefSeq lists its product as uncharacterized. The coding region runs from base 86 to 925 and encodes 279 amino acids. Lineage: Eukaryota; Metazoa; Arthropoda; Insecta; Diptera; Dolichopodidae. The transcript has 4 exons. The record is from RefSeq and is a predicted model, not a curated record.
AAUAAACAGAAAAUAUUUUAUAGGAACUUGUAUUACAAGAAUUUAUUGCUUCAUACAUUUUAUUUUAACAAAAUAGUUGUUGAAAAUGAGUAUAAAAGAUUCUCCUAGUAAAAAAAUUGGAUUUUUGCUAACUGAAGUUGCCAUGGGUUUAUUAGAUCAUAAGUAUUUUGAUUUAGAUGGAAGGCCAGUUAAUGAUUUACAAUGUUUAGUUAAAUAUAAUCGAAAUGAAGAAGAUUAUUCUAAAGACGAUAAAGAUCUCCUUAGUUUGCUGAAAAUAACUAAAAGUAGCUUAGCUGAAAAUGUGUCUUGUAACAUAGCAGAUACGAUAGAUCUUGAUGAUGCCGAAGAUAGUGUUGAUAAUAACAGUGAUAAACUAAAAAGUAAAGAUGGGUUACCAAAUGAAGUUGAAAAAAUUCAAACACCUGAAGAAAGCACCGCCAGCAACACAAAUGUUAAAAAUACUUUAAGUGAAAAAAGUAAAAAUGUACCUUUAGAAAAUUCCGAACUGGUUACCAACAAAUAUGAAGAGAAAUUGACUGAUACAGAUUCUGAAAUAGGAGAAUCUGUAGCACCACCAAAUCUUAAUGUUUCAUUAAUAAAGUCUGACUUAAGACCCGAUAGGGUAAAAUACUUAAUAGACCUGACACAAUCAGAAUUUUUGAAAACAGAAAAAGCAGCUAAAAUAAGAAGACGAAAAUUUUUAAGAAGGCAACGUUUGGGAAAAACUGACAAAACUUUAUUAGAUUUCUACAAAGAAGAAAAAAAAUUAUUUGAAAUGGAAAGCGAAGCUCUUAUUAGUUUCAUAAAAGUGGUUAAGAAAACAGAAUUUCCUCCAGACAAUUCGAAAUUAAUAAAACUGGUUACCAAAAUUUCUGGUGAUAUUAUGGAAGCUAAAAAAGCUAUUGAAUGGAAAACAAUGUUGUAAAUUUCAAGUCUUCCAAAUAAUUAUUUAAUUCAUUAAAGCAGUUAACACUUUGUGUAUGAAAAUAUUUUGUAUUAAACCAGAUUCAUUUUUUUAAUGAAGAGCCAACCACUUAACG